CGCAGGUGCGCAGAGGAGUGGCCGCUUGGUUUGUGCCCAUUUUAAGUCAACGCCUGUCAUCUGACUGGAAUGCGCGCCUCACACACUGCAGCUAUACCAGUCUGUUAUCUUCUGCCUUAACAUUCCUCCAGACCGCGCACAUUACAGCUUCAAUCGACAACUCCGUUCUGGCCAUCAUCUCCCCAUCAGCUUGAAAGCCUCAGAAUGUCAGUGUCUCUUUCCUACACAUCAUCUCCACUGCUCUCCAGUGUCCCGUCACUGUCGGGUGAUACAAACGCCACGUCAUGCCAGGACUGGGAACAGUCUCAUCACCUGCUGUUCCACCUGGCCAACCUGAGCCUCGGUGUGGGAUUCCUCAUCCCCACCACACUCGCGCUUCACAUGAUCCUCCUCAGACUGCUGCUGAUGACAGGCUGCUCUUUGCUCAUAGCGUGGGCCACGUUAUACAGAUGCACGCUGGAUGUGAUGGUGUGGAAUGUGGUUUUCCUUUUGGUGAACUUCAUGCACUUCUUCUUCCUGCUUUAUAAACGCAGACCGAUUAAGAUUGACAGGGAGCUGAAAUCCGUGUACCAUCGCAUGUUCAAGCCUCUGCAUGUACGCGAGGCUCUGUUUCAGAGGCUCACCGGCCAGUUCUGCACCAUCCAAUCCUUAAAGAAGGGCCAGGUCUACGCGGCGGAGGACAAGACGUCUGUUGACGAGCGCCUCAGCAUUCUCCUCAAAGGAAAGAUGAGGGUAUCGUACCGCGGUCAUUUCUUGCAUAAUAUUUACACCAAUGCCUUCAUCGACUCUCCAGAAUUCAGGUCGACUCAGAUGAACAGGGGUGAGAGGUUUCAGGUGACGAUCACUGCUGAGGAAAACUGCAAGCUCCUGUGCUGGUCGAGAGAGCGUCUGACGUACUUCCUGGAGUCGGAGUCGUUUCUGAACGAGGUGUUCCGGUACCUCAUUGGCAAAGACAUCACCAACAAGCUCUACUCUCUCAAUGAUCCAACCCUGAGUGACAAGGCUGUGAAGAAAAUGGACCGUCAGCCGAGCCUGUGCUCUCAGCUGUCCAUGAUGCAGAUGAGGAACAGUAUGGCGAGCACCAGCGACACGGACGACGUUCUCAACCAGAUCCUGAGGGGCGGCUCAACUGGAUCAUCACUCCAGAAAAAUCCUCUGACAAAAUCAUCCACGGCUAUGAAGCCAAUUGAAGAAGGAAUGGAAGAUGAUGUUUUCGAAUCUGAAUCCCCCACUACCUCCCAGAACAUUGGCAGGAGUCCCAGAGAAGACAUGUAAAGCGUGUUUUAUCACCCCACGCUACUAGACUUUUCACUGUAUUUCACUGUACAUUCUAUAGAAAUUAAUGUACAAUUAAUUGAAAAGGAAAAGAAUUCAGGCUCAUGCUCAGAUUACACAGUUCUGCAUAGAGAGACCCCUGAUUAAAUGAGAUUUGUCCUAGUAUUACAGAAUUCUUUUAAUUUACAUUGGAUACUAUCACAUUUAAAAUAAUAUAGUCCUGCUUUAGUAGAGUUUGUUUAAAGAAAGCAAAAGAAAUACCUGUCACAAUUUAAAAGAGGGCCUAUUAUGCCCUUUUAUAAAGUCUUGAUGUUGUUUUUGUGCUCUACUAGAACAGGUUUUCAUUCUUGAAUGUUAAUUAUUUUCCUCAUAUUCUCCAUUGUUGCAGCUCCUCUCUUCCCAGUCUGUCAGUAACGCUCUGUUUAGUUACUGUCUCUGUGAAGCUCCUCCUUCUGAAAAGCUCAAUGUGCUCUGAUUGGUCGGCUGAACCAGUGUGUUGUGAUUGGUUAAGGGCUUCCAGCAUGUUUGGGAAAUGUCCUGUCCCUUAUCAUAACUGCCAGUUUCAACACACUACUAACUCAACCAGGCCCUGCCCAUUUAUUUUGCAUAUGCCUAUUUAAAUCUGCAGGCAUAAGUUUUGCCUCUUUGUCUCCAUCUCUGUUUGAAACCUGCAAUUGCAGUUAUUUGUGGAAUUAUCAUCUUUACGUGGGUUGUGCACCGAUACGACUCCUCAGCACAGAUUAAUCUAAUGUUUGCUGUUAGUCACAACACUGGUGUGGAUACUGUACUUCACAAUCACAGAUUGUAGUCUUGAAGUAUGACCAAAAUAAGAAUUUUCACCGGAAAAUGUCAUCUGAACAAGCAAGUAACAUGUCUGCCACUUUUGUUCUGACCAACUGAGACAAAAACAAUAAAUCGCGCUGCCAAUGGUGAUUAAAUCUAAUGAUCGUUUAGCUCAGAUCACGUCAAACCAUGCAAACUAUUAUUAUUGUUAUACUUUGUUCUCAAAUUGUUAAUGUUAACAACAUCAGCAUUGUGUGACUGUGUAUUUAUUGUGUAUUAGCGUUACCUGUAGAUUUCAAUUUCUGUAGCCACUCCGCAGUCCGAAGUCUUUUGCUUUUGACUACGGGUGAAUCUCCAGUUUCUGGAUUACAAUCCGCCAUCAAAAUGAUAAGUUUAAUUAUUGCAGCUGCUGUGAGAAAAGCCUAUAAAUGAUCCGUCAGCAGCAGCAUCCUCCACAUGCCAUAUUACCCUACUAGAUGGGACUCGUUCUCUAUGUAAAUAGACAUGUCCUAAUGACACAAAGAUGAACGGCGGCAUGCUUGAAUUUCCCGCGGAAACCCACCAGUACCAUCUGGAUUAGGAAACAUUACAAGCUAAGGAAAUAGUUUUGAACACUGGCUGCUUAUGUACUUGCUCAAAAAUUGAUUUUGGAUAAUUUUAACCAAAAAAAGUUACGGACUGCAGAGGAAUAUUGUGACGUGUUUGUUCCCGAAAGAAAACUCGACUACAAGGAAGGAGUUUCAGGGAGUUCAGAUGUUCAGAAACAGUGACUCUGAUAUAGAGAAUAACUCCCGCUGGAGGGACUUUGUGCUUUGUAAAUCUGCAGAGCUUUUGAUGCUCAAACAGCAACAUUACACACUAAAAAAAGAUGAACAUGGAAAAAAAGCAGAAUAGGACUCCUUUAAAUUAUUCAGAACAGGAUUUAGGAUUCUUUUUUGUUGUUGAUGUUUUUAUUCUUUAUGGUUUUAUUUUGAAUUUUGCUGAGACAUGCCUACAGUGAGUUAACUACAAUUUGUUAAUUGUGUGAUUAAGUGUGGGGUAACAGAAGUACAUGCUUUUCCUCAAUAAAUGUAUCACCUUUUUUCAUGAGAGCUUGUUAAGUGAAAAUGAAUUAGAUGCAGCUUUAAAUGGGUGGUUAAAGAACCAGGCAUGACCUGAUUAAAAA
Messenger RNA from Ctenopharyngodon idella (grass carp), 3223 nucleotides. It is a transcript of the gene popdc1, whose product is annotated as blood vessel epicardial substance. NCBI's taxonomy places the organism in Eukaryota, Metazoa, Chordata, Actinopteri, Cypriniformes, Xenocyprididae. The transcript is spliced from 8 exons. Gene Ontology annotation, cellular component: sarcolemma. Bases 205 to 1275 code for a protein of 356 amino acids. The record is from RefSeq and is a predicted model, not a curated record. Gene Ontology annotation, molecular function: cAMP binding.